AUGGCUUUGCAUCGGCAACUGGAAAUAAAAGACUUACUUCAAGUAGAUGACCUUGAUAUAGAAAUUAAGAAAGAGAUUAUGCAAGAAUAUGAAAGUUUACAGACUACAUAUGUUGGUGCCUUGGAAACCAUUCACCAGCAACAAAACAAUUAUUACAGUGAAUGUGUAAGUGUAACGAAAGAAAUGUUGGCUCGAAUGGAAAUAGAUGAAUGCAGAUUCGGUAAGUCAGCAUGGGAGUACAAAGCCGAAGGUAGAAUGAUGAAAAUCCGUGACAAUUUACUACAUGAACAAAUUCAGUUAUUAUCAAUAAAGAAACAGAGAUUAGAACAUGAACAAGACAAAAUAAAGCAAGAGUUAGCUUUGUUGGAAGAAGGUAGAGAACUAAAACAAGAUGUACAAAAACUGGAAAAGUGUUUUUACAACACUCAGAUGGACAUGUAUGACAUCACUCUAUCAAUACUUGACAAACAGGAGCAAAGAUGUAAAAAUAAACUGAAAAAAAUCCAAAAAGAACUUCAAAAAACACAGGAAGAAGUUGUAUUUUAUGAUGCGUAUGAAGAUCCAGACGAAAUUGAUGAUUCAGAUGAGGAAGACGAUAAAAAACAAACAAACCAGGAUCCAAGAAUGAGGCAGUUGAAAGCAAAAAUGAAUAGGAUUAACCGAAAAAGAGCUCUUAUCAGAAAUCAAAAAGGUACACUUCUCCGCAAGGAACAAGAUAAAGAAGUUAAGAAGAGAAACAAGCAACAAACAUACCAAGAGCAUCAUGCUAUACAGUUGAAAAUUAAUAAAAAGAAGGAAGAAGAGGAGCAGAAAAAAGAAAUUCUCAGACAAAAUAGAGAGAAAACAUUGGAAAGAUUACGUGCAUACAACUAUAAAAUGCUUUAUCUGAAUCUAAUACAUUACUUUGUUCUGAAUGAACACAAUGCAGUGCUGAAUGAACACAAUGCAGUGCUGAAUGAACGCAAUGUAGUACUGAGUGAACGCGAUGCAGUACUGAGUGAACAUGAUGCAUUACUGAGUGAACGCAAUGCAGUACUGAGUGAACGUGAUGCAGUACUGAGUGAACGUGAUGCAGUACUGAGUGAACGCGAUGUAGUACUGAGUGAACGUGAUGCAGUACUGAGUGAACGCGAUGUAGUACUGAGUGAAUGCGAUGCAGUACUGAGUGAAUGCGAUGCAGUACUGAGUGAACGCAAUGUAGUACUGAGUGAACGCGAUGUAGUACUGAGUGAACGCAAUGUAGUACUGAGUGAACGCAAUGUAGUACUGAGUGAAUGUGAUGCAGUACUGAGUGAACGCGAUGCAUUACUGAGUGAACGCGAUGCAUUACUGAGUGAACGCGAUGUAGUACUGAGUGAACGCAAUGUAGUACUGAGUGAAUGCGAUGCAGUACUGAGUGAACGCAAUGUAGUACUGAGUGAAUGCGAUGCAGUACUGAGUGAACGCGAUGCAUUACUGAGUGAACGCGAUGCAGUACUGAGUGAACGCGAUGCAGUACUGAGUGAACAUGAUGCAGUACUGAGUGAACGCGAUGCAGUACUGAGUGAACACGAUGCAGUACUGAGUGAACACGAUGCAGUACUGAGUGAACACGAUGCAGUACUGAGUGAACAUGAUGCAGUACUGAGUGAACGCGAUGCAGUACUGAGUGAACGCGAUGCAGUACUGAGUGAACGUGAUGCAGUACUGAGUGAACGUGAUGCAGUACUGAGUGAACGCGAUGCAUUACUAAGUGAACGCGAUGCAUUACUGAGUGAACGCGAUGCAUUACUGAGUGAACGCGAUGCAUUACUGAGUGAACACGAUGCAGUACUGAGUGAACACGAUGCAGUACUGAGUGAACACGAUGCAGUACUGAGUGAACACGAUGCAGUACUGAGUGAACGCGAUGCAGUACUGAGUGAACGCGAUGCAGUACUGAGUGAAUGCGAUGCAGUACUGAGUGAAUGUGAUGCAGUACUGAGUGAAUGCGAUGCAGUACUGAGUGAAUGCGAUGCAGUACUGAGUGAAUGCGAUGCAGUACUUAGUGAAUGCGAUGCAGUACUUAGUGAAUGCGAUGCAGUACUGAGUGAACGCGAUGCAGUACUGAGUGAACGCGAUGCAGUACUGAGUGAACGCGAUGCAGUACUGAGUGAACGCGAUGCAGUACUGAGUGAACGCGAUGCAGUACUGAGUGAACGCGAUGCAGUACUGAGUGAACACAAUGCAGUACUGAUACUGAGUGAACGCGAUGCAGUACUGAGUGAAUGCGAUGCAGUACUGAGUGAAUGCGAUGCAGUACUGAGUGAACGUGAUGCAGUACUGAGUGAACGUGAUGUAGUACUGAGUGAAUGUGAUGCAUUACUGAGUGAACGCGAUGUAGUACUGAGUGAACGCGAUGCAGUACUGAGUGAACGCGAUGCAGUACUGAGUGAACGCGAUGCAGUACUGAGUGAACGCAAUGUAGUACUGAGUGAACGCGAUGUAGUACUGAGUGAACGCGAUGCAGUACUGAGUGAACGUGAUGCAGUACUACAGAAAAAGAACAAUGUGCAUAUAUUUUGUAUUUUAGUAACAUUUGUACACUUUAAGCUCCAAAAGUAA
This is a messenger RNA of Saccoglossus kowalevskii, 2583 nucleotides long. RefSeq names its product flagellar attachment zone protein 1-like. NCBI's taxonomy places the organism in Eukaryota, Metazoa, Hemichordata, Enteropneusta, Harrimaniidae. The record is from RefSeq and is a predicted model, not a curated record.